ACCAGAGACGCUCUCGCAGCGCAUGCGCAGAGGGCUGAGCUACUUGUCGCAAAUGUCAGCGACACGGACAAACACUGACAGACUCUCUCAGCGGUUCAGUGUGAGAACGAGAAAUGACUGAUUUCUACAGUUGUGACGUUCAUUCUUAAUAAAAAACAAGCUUAAAGCGGAAGGAGUUGACAGAGAUAUGGAGCAGGAGUUUGAGGACAUAGAUUCAGAGGGCCGCUGGCAGAACCUUUAUUUAGAAAUACGCAACCAGUCACAUGAGUGUGCCUUCAAAGUGGCCAAGUAUCCAGAGAAUCGCAAUAGAAACAGAUACAGAGAUGUGAGCCCAUUUGACCACAGUCGGGUGAAAUUGGAAAACACAGAAAAUGACUACAUCAAUGCCAGCCUGGUGGUAAUGGAAGAAGCCCAGAGAAGAUACAUACUUACACAGGGUCCUCUGAGAAACACCUGUGGUCACUUUUGGCUGAUGAUCUGGGAGCAGAAGACCAAAGCCGUUAUCAUGCUCAACAGAGUAAUAGAAAAAGGCUCGGAAAAGUGUGCACAAUAUUGGCCGACACAAGAAGAACGAGAAAUGUCCUUCCGUGACACCCGCUUUGUGGUAACACUAGUGUCAGAGGACAUCAAGUCAUAUUACACCACCAGAGUGCUGGAACUCCAGAACGCAAAUACAGGAGAGACAAGAGAGAUCUAUCAUUUUCAUUAUACCACAUGGCCUGACUUUGGCGUCCCAGAAUCCCCAGCCAGCUUUCUCAAUUUUCUGUUUAAAGUGCGAGAGUCUGGCUCACUUGGGAUGGACCAUGGUCCAGCAGUGGUCCACUGCAGUGCAGGAAUUGGGCGAUCUGGAACAUUCUCUCUGGUUGACACUUGUCUUGUCUUGAUGGACAAGAGAAAAGACCCAUUGGCAGUGGACAUCAAAAAGAUUCUUCUAGACAUGAGGAAGUAUCGAAUGGGUUUGAUUCAGACCCCCGACCAGCUGCGUUUCUCAUACAUGGCUGUGCUGGAAGGUGCAAAGUACAUAAUGGGAGACUCCUCUGUGCAGAAACAAUGGCGAGAGCUCUCUAGAGAGGACCAAGAACCCCUAUCUGAGUCUCCCCCACCGCCGCAGCCUCCUAAAUGCACAGAACGCUACAAUGGCAGCAAGCUGUCUCGUCUGGAGGAUGGGAUGGACUCAAAGACAGGAAAGAAAACAGGCCUAGAGACCCCCAAUAAAGAACCAGACAGAGAUGCUCGAACAAUUGGUCACAAAAGACCAAGAGAUGAGAAAAUGUCCAACCCCAUGCAGAAGACUCAGAAGCAGAUAAAACCCAGGAUCAACGACCCUGAUAAGAAAAGAAAAAGUCUGGGCUGUAUUUGCUGUACGUGACACAGCGAGUGCUGCCCUGUUGGGAAACCUCCCCAAUGAGGCAGCAAUGGCACAUCUGCAGGAUUUUUUGUAAAAACAAGCUUGACCAGGCUCCUCAAAAUCCUCAGGCUGUACGUGAGCUCCAGACACGAGCCUUGUGUGCUGUGACAUGCUGGUUUGGAGCUUGCUGCUAUUCCUAUGGCCGUGGCUGUUGGCCUUUUAAGACUGAGCUUGAGCAUGGUGUGAUGUUUUUGCUUUUUUUCUCAGAUUUAGACGUUUGCUUUCUCUACUUGAAUGAGAUUAAAUUGUGUUCGCAACGGCAAAUUUAAACAAAAACUUAAAAGUCUUUUGAGGGCCAAAACCUAAUGGUUUUUCUAUAUUGAAAUGUGGUAGAGUUCUUUAGUUCUUGGCACAGCCUCAGUGCAUUAAUUCUCAAAUUUUGAAACAUUUGUGGGCGUGUGGUUUGUGUGCAGCACUGGUAUGUUUCUGCAGACUGAGAUAAGAGUGUGUUUUGCUUGGUUAAUUGUGUGUCACUAAAGUAGAUUUCUUUAUUUUUCAUGUAUAUUUUUGUUUUAUUCUGCCAUUUUAGUGAAAAGGAUGCAUGUAUAACAAGAUUUUUUUUAAGCAUAAAACUUCCCUCACUUGCCUUCAUGCCCCCCUUUAUCACUCUCAGGUUUGCAGAAAAAAUUUUCCCACAUCAUUGGAAUUGCAACCACUGUGAAAUGAACCCACUGAAUAUUUGUCAUUGGAUGGAUAAAUAAAUAUCAGUGGAUAAAUAUUUAUAUCAGUCAGAUGUAUAAAGAUGGACAAAAUAGUCUAAAACCAGUGGUUCUCAACUAGGGGACAACUUUCCUUGUAAAAAUAUAAAUUUCUUAAAAUUGUUUAAAUGUAGUUAUAUUAAUGUAAUCUUAAUUACGAUGCUUAAAAACACAAAAAUGAAAAAUAAAGAUGUACAAUAAUCAACAUAAUUGUGAGCAACAAAAUGCCUGAGGUAAUUAUCAGCUCAGAUAGGAGAGCCUUCGGACAGAUUCUCUGACAAAAGGGAACCUUGGAGUCAAAUACCACUGGUCUAAACUGACCCAUCAUUACAUGCAGAAACAUUUUAAUCACUGAAGCCAAAGGGGUAAAUAAGGAGUAGGGAACAGUAUACCAAUAUUGAAUGUAAUUUUGUUACAGUAAUAAGAGCUUAGUCCUUAUUGGUCGUUAAUGCCCCUGCUGCAUGGUGGGACAUUAACUACCUAUUAUUCUUAAUAGACUGUCAAUCAGAGGCAGAGCUUAAAAGAGCUUAACAUGCAUAUAUUGAAUGUGCCACUUAAAGGGAUCACCCAAAAAUGAAAGUUCUGUCAUUUACUCAUGCAGCACAGAUGCAGUAGAAAUGUAUUUGCACAAGAAUCUAUAUCAUGGAACAUUAUGUUGGUAUGUCGCAUUUCAUUUACACAUGAUAAAAGCCGCAUAGUCACCUCUAAGGCUGCUUUUACACUGCAAGUCUUAAUGCGCAAAUCUGGGGCCGUGUUCACAAAACAUCUUAAGGCUAAAAGUAGCUCCUAACUUGCUGAUUUAUAAGAAACUCUUAAAAAUAAUGGGUGUGUCAGUCCUAAAUUUAGGACCUUAUGCACAAAGCAUUUUAGUGCUAAAACUAGCUCCUAAAUCUGUGAAAAGUUAGGUAAGUCACAAUUCAUGAAGAACAAACCACAAACAAUCGUAAAAUGGUUGUUGCCGGCAAUCCGCCUCAGCGAUCUGCCCAAAGACACUGUACACCAUGGCAAAAGGCGAUAGAGCCUUGAAUCGUGAGCCUUUUCUUCAUAAAUGCAAUAAAUAUUUUGAUUUAUAGAUUUUAAUCUGUGAUGAUAUAAAAUAAAGGUUAAUUUAUGUACAGGUAGGGCUGGGCGAUAUGGCAAAAAAAUAAAAUCUUUUUUUUUUUUUUUUUUUUACUGUUUAACUAGUCAACUUGAAAACUUAACUACAAUAUGAUUUAAGUAACAUUCUCUUUAUUAACAGUCCGGUUAAAAAAAGUUCCAUUCCAGAUGCACCACACAUAAAGUGAUCAGCAUAUUGUAAAUGUAAAACAAUUUGUUAAAUAUCUUUGCAGAAAAUAUGCCUGAAAUAUGAAGGCAAAUGUUGUACAAACUUAUCUUAAACACAUCCUAUAUACUCAAAUUAUAUAAAAUAAGAAAAUGCUAAAUAUUUCUUAGCCAAAAAGUAAUAGUAAUAAAUAACACCAGUAAUAGGCUAUUAUUAACAGCAUAUGCUUUGUAAAAACAGAAAACAGCAGCUUUCAGCCUGUCACCAUCAUGCAAACAUGAAAUAUCAAACAGGUUUACAGGUGUUUGCAUUCCACAUUUGUCCUAUUGUUUUUAUGUUUGACGGGCAUGUUUAGGUGUUGCACUUGUGUCUUGCGUCAUUUGCAGCGUCUCACCCAUGAAAUAGCAUUCUAAAAACACGGCGGUCAAGGUAAAAAAAAAAAAGCCCCUUUGCGUUUAAUAUCUUUGCCUUUUUUUCUCAUUCCACUGCCUGCAUCUCAUUUUUAUAAUGCAAUAACCAGGGUAUCCGCGGGGCAUUAAAAAACCAUUAAAAGUCAUUAAAUGGAUUUUGCGAAAAUUAAGGCCUUAAAUGGCAUUAAAAAGCAUUAAAUUUUAUUCCUACAGGCAUUAAUUUUUUUUAGAUAGUUUUGAAGGAAAAGAAUACCAGUUUAUAUUGAAUAUAGCCUUCAUAAUUAAUAACUUUGAUUUGCUGUCGCAAAAUACGUACAUUGGUGUGAUACCCACACGGAACCAGUUUGGUAAUUGCCGUCCGGCCGGUGCAAAAUUGCCAUAAUGCCGUUUUGAACAGCGGCGGGAUGGGACCUGGAGACGGAAGGCUGAAUUAGUGUUGCCAACUUAGAGACUUUUCAGACCCCUUUUGCGACUUUUUUACAAGAAAGCGCAUUGUGACGAAUAUACUUGUUAACCUGAUUCCGAGACUCCCCGGUACUGCCGCACGAGCGCGAGGUCUUGCUUUCCUGCCGCUGGCGUACCUGCGUCUGCUCUGUUCAGUGAGUGGCUGAGAGGAGCAGCGCAUUCAGUUAAGGAUGUCAGAGAACAAAUAAAAUAGAUACUAUUGCUUCUAACCUGAGUGAUCAUUUUACGAGUACAUAUAGCCAAAAUCACAGCAAAUGUCUUUAUAUUAUGUGUAUGGUGAUUCUGUCAGACAACGUCUCGAUUAUAAAUCAGGAUUUUUAGCGCUGAUUUAACAUGUCAGGGCUCGACACUAACGCUUGUCAAUUAGUCCGGGUAAGUGUAUUUUUUGAAGGGGCAGGUGAAAGAGAAGAAAGAGACAAGGACCUGAUUAAAACGUCAAUACCAAAAAAAAAAAAAAAAAA
This is a messenger RNA of Ctenopharyngodon idella (grass carp), 4706 nucleotides long. It is a transcript of the gene ptpn2b, whose product is annotated as protein tyrosine phosphatase non-receptor type 2b. NCBI's taxonomy places the organism in Eukaryota, Metazoa, Chordata, Actinopteri, Cypriniformes, Xenocyprididae. Gene Ontology annotation, molecular function: protein tyrosine phosphatase activity. The transcript is spliced from 10 exons. Bases 188 to 1369 code for a protein of 393 amino acids. The record is from RefSeq and is a predicted model, not a curated record. Gene Ontology annotation, biological process: protein dephosphorylation.